UUAGUGUUUUUGGAUGUAGUUCGUUACCGGGACCACUGCGUUUUUGUAAAGAAAGAAGAUAACUAGGUAAAUGAUAUGUUUUUACCUGAAGCAGGAGCAAAUUAGGAACGAAAUUAAACAGGAAUGACCCUCGUGUAUUGCGUGAAACGUAUAAAAAUCAAAUUUUAUCGCCCGUUUUUUGAUGGCGCUCCGCCAUCUUGGGUGAGGACCUUCUGACCUAACCCGAGGCACAGUCUCGACGCCCGCACCGCCUACUGCGUGCCUGGGGGGGGCGGCGCCCCCCCCAGACCCCCCCCCCAAUCUGUAGAACCUAACUUAACCCAACCUCACUAAAGUGAGGCGAUUUAGCCCAAUUCUCUUGCAAGUUUCGAAUCCGUUAGGCUUAGCAUUCCCGUGUUUCUCCUGUGCUAAAAGUGAAUCAGAUGGGGUUGUUGAAAUGCCUAUAAAAAAACUUCUAGUCCACAGAAUUUUAUAAUUCUUACCUUUUUCGAUUCAGUAUAUGAACUUCUUUCACUUCUACGCAAUAUUUACCUUUCAAACGCUUUCACAAAUUUUUAAAAACGAGUGGUCCCGGUAACGAACUACACCCGUGUUUUUGUACAAGCGGUGGAGGUCCUACGGGAGAUGCUGCUUUCGUUGAUUUUCAUCAUCACCAUCCUACGCAUUUUCAUAGGAGCUGUUGCUGUCGUCUGCUAUGGUAGUGGUGGUGAAACAUUUAUUCUCACACUUCCGCUCUUGGCCAUUUCCUCUAUUUCGAAGAAAUGGCCGCCUCCAUGAGUCAACUCGUACAAGCAAAACAGAGGAUUGCCGAAGCUCUCGGAGACAAAUUUAAGGCGUAUCUCAACGCAUUGAAGCUGUGGUUCAACCAUAAACUUACGAAAGACGAGUUCGACAUCGAAGCCAGAAAGAUUCUCAGCUCCGACGCAAUACACAUACACAACGAGUUCCUUCUGGCAUUGUUCAACAAGUGCCAAAGCGCGUGCAACACCCAAUCUCGAGAAACACCAUCAGCUGUCAGCUCUCACAUCCGAGAAAAGUUGAGAAAGGGAAAGCUGAAAGCCAAGACAAGACCAGUGCGGAUAACGUUUGAGAAACGUUUUGUGCCUGCACAGUCUACCAAGCACAUUCCCCAUGCCGUAGCGAGGGAAGUUCCAGACAGUGGCCAGAAGCUCAGUUUCUGCUCGCGCGAGCACACGCUUCCCGAUGCUCUCAUGGUGAACGGACGGAUGUUCGUUAUAGCGUGGGACAGCGGGCUGGACGCAGUGGACGACGCGGCCGUACAGCUCGUCAUGACCGCAGUUCAGAUGCAGGUAAAAAAUAUCCUAAUGGCAUUGUUUAGCCGGAGGAACGCGUACAAGAUUAGAGAAGGGCGAUUCCAGUACGCUGUUGGCUGUGCUCCCCCCAACCCCUACCUCCAAAAUUCCAAGAAUGUGUCCAAUUUCACGUCUCAGAGUCACGCCACUUGGGUGUCUGCGACUGGGGAACAUGUUCCUUACAUCGUGCCUACGGUAGACUGGGCUGAGAGUGAGGCAGCACUUGAAGCCGCGUGUGAUCCAGUAUCACGUCCUCGUCUUCCCCCAGCAUCGCCUUUUGACCUCGUCGAAGCUCUCAAGGUCCACAAAGGCAUUAUCCCAUCACAUACUGUGUAUGCCAAGAACAUGGAGAGGGCACUCGCCACACUGUGGCAUCCCAGUCACGAAGAGCUGGAACAGGAGGACAUCCACUCGCAAGAAGAAGCCAUCAAACGCAAGCUUAUAGCUGAACAACAGGCUGUGAUGUGGUGAUGUACAUUAUUGUAUAGAAUUUUUAUGUAAAUAGACGAAGGACGUUUUU
Ornithodoros turicata is the source of this 1833-nucleotide messenger RNA. RefSeq names its product transcriptional adapter 1-like. Gene Ontology annotation, cellular component: SAGA complex. Gene Ontology annotation, molecular function: transcription coactivator activity. Gene Ontology annotation, biological process: regulation of transcription by RNA polymerase II. The transcript is spliced from 10 exons. The coding region runs from base 762 to 1784 and encodes 340 amino acids. The record is from RefSeq and is a predicted model, not a curated record. NCBI's taxonomy places the organism in Eukaryota, Metazoa, Arthropoda, Arachnida, Ixodida, Argasidae.